AUGUCUACUUCAAAAGAUCGAUUGGAGGAACUAUUACUCAAAGCUGAAAACUAUGCAAGAAUUAUCUUCUAGAAAUAAAGCAAGCCUGCUGGGAAAUAAAAGUAAUAAGGGAAAGAUGAAGGAAAAUCAUCAAAAAGAAAAUCGAAGUAAAAAAUAAGCAAGGAGAUCGAUGAUCAAAAUGAGGAGUUAGAGGCAGGUAAUUCUAUAAAGCUACUGGAGCAACCCUCUAUGCUUAAAAAUGGCAAGCUAUAGCCUCAUCAAUUAGACUCUCUUAACUGGAUGAUUACUCUCUAUGAUUUGGGGUUGAAUGGUAUCCUUGCUGAUGACAUGGGUCUUGGAAAGACAAUUUAAGCAAUCACAAUGCUAGUCUAUCUGUACCAGUAUAAGAAAAUAAAGGGACCUCAUCUUAUUAUCACUCCUAAGUCUACUAUUAGCAAUUGGAUGAAGGAAUUUAAUCAUUGGGCUCCCUUUAUGAGAGUUGUAAACCUCAACCCUAUGAUGGAAUUCAGAAAUGAGAUCAUCCAAAAUCAGAUGCAGAAAGACCAAUUCGAUGUAUGUGUUACAACAUAUGAAGCUGUGAAUAUCUGUAAUUCUGAUCUCAGAAAAAUUAACUGGCACUACUAGAUAUACGAUGAGGCUCACAAACUCAAAAACAGUGAAGGUGUUGUCAGUAUAAAUUCUAGAAAACUCAGUUGCAGAAAUAGACUGCUUAUGACAGGAACGCCUCUUCAAAAUAACAUCCAAGAAUUAUGGAGUUUGCUGAAUUAUCUGAUGCCAGAAAUUUUCUCCUCUUCUGACGAUUUCUGUGAUUGGUUCAACCUAGACUCACAAAAAAAGACCGAGGCUAAGAUGGACUUGGAAUCAAUCUAGAAACUUCACAAAAUCAUGAGGCCAUUCUUGCUCAGAAGGACUAAGAAGGACUUAGAAACUCAAUUACCAGAUAAGAUUGAAAUGAAUGUCAAAAUACCAUUGACUUCAAUGCAACUUGAUCUCUAUGAAUAACUUCUAAAGACUACUACUAUAUUCAAUUCAAAGAACACCUCUACAAAAACAUACUACAAUCUCUUGAUGCAAUUAAGAAAAGUUUGCAAUCAUCCUUAUUUAUUUGAAAACGUUGAGCCUGAAGGUGCUGAAGAAUAUGGAGAGCAUAUUAUUGAGAAUUCUGGAAAGAUGAGAUUCUUAGAUAAAUUGCUUAAGAAAGUUUCACAAUAAAAAGACUAGGCACUUGUUUUUUCAUUAUUCACAAGUGUUUUGGAUAUUAUAGAAGACUUUUGUAUACUCAGAGGCUAUAAGUAUUGCAGACUUGAUGGCUCAACUGAUUUAGAUACAAGAGAAACAUUGAUAAAGGAAUUUGUUGAGCCUGGCUCUGAUGUUGUAGUAUUCCUACUUUCUACAAAGGCUGGAGGUCUUGGGUUGAAUCUAAUGACUGCUAAUCAUGUAGUGCUUUAUGACUCAGAUUGGAAUCCUUAAGUUGAUUUAUAGGCCAUGGAUAGAGCUCAUCGUAUUGGAUAAAAGAAAAAAGUUUAUGUUUAUAGAUUGAUCUGCUCAUCAACUUGUGAGGAGAAAAUCAUUGAGAGAUAGGCUAUCAAACUUAAGCUAGACUAAGUUAUCAUUUAAUAAGGUAAAGCGGCAGCUAUCUCUAACAACCUCAACAAAGAUGAAUAUGAAAAGAUACUUUUACAUGGAGCAGCUAUGAUCUUGCAACAGAAAUAGUAAGCUCAUUAGCAAGAAGAAAUCGAUAUAGAGCUACUCAUUUAAGACGGAGAAUAGAGAGCUUUAUAAAUGAAAGAAGAUGCUACAUAGUAAGCUGAGAAAAUGAAAAACUGUUUCGAUUUCAGUUAUAAUGAAAUCGACUAUUUCUCUUUCUAGAAUCAAGAUUAUAGAAAUGAGAAAGUUAAGUUUUAAUAACUCUAGAUGGAAGAACAACAAAAGAAAAUGCAAGCUAUGAUGGAAGAGAACAAAGAUGGGCCGACUCUUGGUAGAACAAGAAGAUUUGUUCAUAUGAGAGAUAUGACAAUGAUUGACACUACUAUAGAUUACACAGAGAAGCAAAAGAAAAAUAAAGAUAAAGACUUUACACAAAAAGUCAAAAAGUAAAGUAUUGGAAUGAUGUCAAAAGUGCAUGACUUUUAAUUCUAUGAUAAUAUCGAGGAGCUUAAAGAAUAUAUGGAAAUUAUCAAGAGCAAGGUUGAUAAUUAUGAAAAUGUCACAAAUGAAGAGCUUGAAGUCCUGAAAAACAUGUUAAACACAGGGUUUCAUAGUUGGACAUUGAGAGAAUAUCAAAAAUUCAUUAAAGCAAUCAGAAAGUAUAGCAUUAAAGAUGUUCAAGCUAUUGCGUAAAUGAUUGAAACGAAAACUGUUGAAGAAGUACAAGAAUACAUGAAUGUAUUUAUGCUCAGAUUUAGAGAGUUGAAAGAGAAGGACAUUGUUAUCUCCUAACUGCAAAAGAGUGACCUUGACCAAAAGAUAUUGGAAACUAUCAGAGACUUCGACAUUAAUAAGGACUAUGUACUGUUUAUGCAAGAAAACAAUUAUUUUAACAGAAAUACAUACCUUGCAAUGAUUGAGAAUGCACAUAAUAAAAUGAUGAUUCAAAACAAUAAGAUAAAACCUCAAGAUCUUUAGCUUAAGAUUGAUCACUUCUUCCACUCUUAGACUAAGCAAAUGGUUUAAGAACAGCUAAAGUAUAUAACUAUUGCAAUCAGAGCUGAAGACUGUUUAAGAGGCCAUAUGGCAUUUGGAAAUGAAAGAAAGAAGAUGAGAGAUCUUAUUGACAAAUCAAAAAAAUUUAGUUAAGGGUUCCAAGAAGGGAUUUCUGCCAAGGAGAAAGAUUUAAGAAAAAAAGAUGCACAGUAGGAGAUAAAACAAGAAAGUAGAUAGAUAAAGAGAGUAGGGGCAAUAGACGAUAAUCUUAAGUUUGGAAGAAGAAAGAGAACUGCAGCACUUUUCCAAACAGCAAGAGAUCCAUCCUCAUAAAAAAUGGAUACUAAUUGA
Stylonychia lemnae is the source of this 2994-nucleotide messenger RNA. The record is from the annotation of a GenBank genome assembly. Lineage: Eukaryota; Ciliophora; Spirotrichea; Sporadotrichida; Oxytrichidae.